UACUUUAAUUUUAAUUUGUUUAAGAUGGAAACUAUCAAUCGUAAAGUAAUUUUUUUGGGUGAUCAAGGUGUGGGAAAAACUAGCACUAUUACUCGUUAUGUAAAAAAGUCGUUCCGGAAUAACACAACACCAACCUUGGGGUGUUUUUCUUUCGUUUAUGAACUUGUCAUAGAUACUAUCACCGUCAAAUUACAAAUAUUGGAUCCUUCGGGUCAAGAACGCUUUAAAAGCAUGCUCCCCAAGUUUUAUCGCGAAGCAAACGCCGCCAUAAUCGUCUUUGACAUCACUUCACACCAGACAUUUAAAAGCGCACAAAAAUGGUUUGCUGAAUUAAAAAGAAACGUUGAAAGUCCGAUAGUCUUAUGUGUGUUAGGAAACAAAAUGGACUUAACAGAAAAUAGGCAAGUCACUACAGAUGAAGCCUACCAAUAUGCCAGAAGUAUAGGCGCUUCGUACCACGAAUGUUCAGCAAAGCAAGAUCAGGAGGGAGUUGAGGCAGUUUUUGAUGAUGUAGCUCGUAAGAUGCAAACACUGUUUGGGAACACUUGUACAAGAAACGAGGAAACUGUAAAUUUAAAUGAAAGGAGCACAGAACGUCGCGCAAACUGUUUUGAUACCCGGAAUUGAAAUUUAUAUUUGACGACAAAAAAGCAGCAACGCUAUGAAACCGUAUUAGAAAAAUAAAAAAAAAAUUGGUAAUGUAGUCGAUCACACAUAAUUCCGGUCACUAUGGUUGCUGAUACACAUUUGUAAUAUUAUUUUCAAAUGACAAGAAGGUUUGUAACUAAGAAAAUAAGCUCCAUCAGCUCAGACAGGAGUCACAUGUCCCUAAUUUCAUAAAAUAAAUAAAAAGAUGUUACUCAAUA
This is a messenger RNA of Zophobas morio, 866 nucleotides long. RefSeq lists its product as uncharacterized. Gene Ontology annotation, molecular function: GTP binding; GTPase activity. The coding region runs from base 25 to 627 and encodes 200 amino acids. The record is from RefSeq and is a predicted model, not a curated record. The transcript is spliced from 5 exons. Gene Ontology annotation, biological process: vesicle-mediated transport. Lineage: Eukaryota; Metazoa; Arthropoda; Insecta; Coleoptera; Tenebrionidae.